CAUUUAAAUUCUGCAGCUCAGAGAUUCACACAGAAGUCUGGACACAAUUCAGAAGAGCCACCCAGAAGGAGACAACAAUGUCCCUGCUACCCGUGCCAUACACAGAGGCUGCCUCUUUGUCUACUGGUUCUACUGUGACAAUCAAAGGGCGACCACUUGCCUGUUUCUUGAAUGAACCAUAUCUGCAGGUGGAUUUCCACACUGAGAUGAAGGAGGAAUCAGACAUUGUCUUCCAUUUCCAAGUGUGCUUUGGUCGUCGUGUGGUCAUGAACAGCCGUGAGUAUGGGGCCUGGAAGCAGCAGGUGGAAUCCAAGAAUAUGCCCUUUCAGGAUGGCCAAGAAUUUGAACUGAGCAUCUCAGUGCUGCCAGAUAAGUACCAGGUAAUGGUCAAUGGCCAAUCCUCUUACACCUUUGACCAUAGAAUCAAGCCUGAGGCUGUGAAGAUGGUGCAAGUGUGGAGAGAUAUCUCCCUGACCAAAUUUAAUGUCAGCUAUUUAAAGAGAUAACCAGACUUCAUGUUGCCAAGGAAUCCCUGUCUCUACGUGAACUUGGGAUUCCAAAGCCAGCUAACAGCAUGAUCUUUUCUCACUUCAAUCCUUACUCCUGCUCAUUAAAACUUAAUCAAACUUCA
Molecule: messenger RNA, 631 nt
Organism: Homo sapiens (human)
Lineage: Eukaryota; Metazoa; Chordata; Mammalia; Primates; Hominidae
Gene: CLC
Product: Charcot-Leyden crystal galectin
Exons: 4
Coding region: 78-506 (142 amino acids)
Cellular component (GO): cytosol
Molecular function (GO): carbohydrate binding
Source: RefSeq, marked reviewed